Messenger RNA from Onychostoma macrolepis, 4284 nucleotides. Its product is annotated as myocardin. The transcript has 15 exons. Lineage: Eukaryota; Metazoa; Chordata; Actinopteri; Cypriniformes; Cyprinidae. Bases 454 to 2757 code for a protein of 767 amino acids. Gene Ontology annotation, biological process: smooth muscle cell differentiation. The record is from RefSeq and is a predicted model, not a curated record.
UGAGGGGGCAGGGUGCUCUUUUGAUAGCCCAACACAGUUGGCUCAACUCCUUGGUGUGGGGGUAGAGAGAGAGAGAGAGAGACAACGAGGUGCACUGGGUGAAUUCUGCGUGGAAGAAAAGAAGAAGAAACAGAGGGCCCUUUUCUCCCUAGAUUCACCUGUGGAAUGGAAUGAACAAACAGGGCGAAAAAGAAGAUAAGGAACAACCCUGUCAUUGAGCAUUGCUUCGGUUUAACGUGCAUCAAGUUCUGCCCUCGUUCUCCACCUCAAUCACAAGAAUCUCUCUCUCUCUCUACACUUUAAUCUCUGUUCAACGCCACUCUGACAAAACUCGGGGGAGUUCAGUCUGACUGGAGAGGAAAGGGCAUAAGAAAUCAUCAUAAGUAUCUGCCCUGCAGGAGGAAGACGUAUCUUUAAAGCCCCCACCCCUUCUUCCCCUGCUGUCUAUCCAUUAUGACCUUGCUGGCGUCUGAGAGGUCACUGCUCAUCCGCAAUAAGUUUCGCUCAGUUCUGCAGUUGAGAAUACAGAACCGCAGACAGCAGAAUGAACUUAAUGCAGAGUCUGGUACAAAGGCCUCCGUCCCUGAUAAAGUUGGGGAGAAAGAAGCCAACAGUGGUUUGCGUCAGACUGAAGACGGUUCCACUCAGAAGUCGCCCCCUAGUGGUCUGACUGCUCAAACUGCACCAGACAGGAGUUACAGCGGAGCUCACAGGCAAAAGAAGGCCCGUCUGGCUGAGGAUCUGAGUGAGAAAAUCCAGAGUCAACCUGGACCACUUGAACUCUUGCAGAGGCAUAUUCUGCCUCUAGAGAACACUGCUUCAUUGCCAUCAGAUGUCUUUGAAGAUGACAACUCCUCUUCUGCCUCUGCAUCUCCCGAGCAACUCGGGAUGCACCAAUCUCCUGGCUUAUCAUCAUCACCUGGGCAAGGAGGUGACCAAUCGCUGAGUGAUGCGUCAUCUGUUGCUGCGCCCAUCAGCCCAAACAGUGUACAGCAGUGUAGAUUGGCAUUGCUCCCGGCAACCGAGGGCAUCAGCCAACCAAUGACCAUGACAGUAACGGGGUCAAACUCCAUAUCAACAACUGGGAGACCCAAAGGGAUCUACAUGCCCUCCCAGACAACACCACUGCUGCCAAAGACAGCACAGCCUUCAGAUCCACCUUCUCAUUCCGUUCUGGGUGGGUCCUUAACUUCAUCCCGCCCUCCGCGGCCACGAAAGCCUCGCGAUUCAAAACCUAAAAUGAGGAAGUUGAAAUAUCAUCAGUACAUUCCCCCAGAUCAAAGAACUGGGACUGGAAGCGGAGCUGGAAGUGCUUCACAAAAGAAUAAUAGUGGUCAGGCUCCGCCCACUGAUUCCUCUUAUUCCCACCUCUUGCAACAACAGCAGGUGUUCUUACAACUACAAAUUCUUAACCAGCAACAACAGCUCCCUGUGACAAACAGUGAGAACCAUCUGAAGAUUUCUGGAAGUACGCCUCAAAGUUCACCUCAAUCUGGGACACCAUCAACAAACCCCUCUACUCCUGAUACAAGUCCCAUCCAUCAGGCAGAGUUACUGCCCUUAAACCUUGAUGACUUAACGGUAUCAGUUCUUCGGCAGCAGUUGCGGAAACGUGGACUCCCAGUUUCUGGCACUAAGCCUGCACUAUUAGAGAGACUCCGUCCUUUCCAGAUGCCUCGUCCCCCAUUAACACCUGCGCCGCUUUGCCAGCUAGGGGCCACACUAGAGCCCUCCCACCCUGCCAGCCUCAACCGAAUCCCUACCAGCUUAGACACCUCUGCCAACCCUGCACCAAUGUACAUCAACCCUUCAGGUUUAGCAGAGCAAAGCCUAGGUAGUGAUAGUUACCUCCCUUCUCCUUCUUCUGCUGGCUCCAGCCCCACCUUACAUAGAUCCUCCCCUCCAAUACCCUCCAGUACUACGUGGAGGCCAGGCCAGACAGUAGAUGAACUUAGUGUGGAGCUGGAAAUGAGAGAGAGAAUGAGGAGCAGACCAAGAGAAGGAGCAAAGGACACUCAGCUGUGUGACAGUUCCCUUCAUCCGUUCCUGCAACAGGACACAGGAUGCACCAGAGGGAAACCAGACACAGGUGGACAGGAACUGCUGUUUACGUACUGCGCUGGUGAUGGAAAAGCGAACUGCUGCCAGCUUUGUGAUGUGAUUGGUCAAGACUUCGAUUUGCCCAUGCAAAUCACUGCCAGUCCAGCACAAGCAUCACCCACUGUCCGGAGUCUGGAAGAGGAACUACAGGAGGCCAUUCAAAGAGUGCAGCAAAAGAUGGGCCCUAGUCAAUCCAUAGAUGACAUUUUGGACGAGACUAUUGGUUGUUCAGAUAACUCUUCACUGAUCACAGACAUCCAGUCAGCCAUUACCGUCCUUUCAGGCUCUUCCCCUGCCCCACAGCCUGACCAAUCACAGUUCACCAAGCGCCAAAAAGAUGACAACUUCCUGUCCUCUCCUCUGUGCUCUUCGCUUCUUUUAGAGCUUCCUCCCUCACCUAACAACGCUCCACCCCUCAGUUCAACCCCAACUCCCCUUCCUCCUCCCCCCAUCUGCACCACUCCACCAUCCAGCUCACUGUCCAGGAAAAGAAGGUCAGAGGUUCCUGCUUUUGACCCCGCUGAUUGGCUGGAGUCCUUGACCUCUGGCCUGCAACCGCUCACGCCCCCCGCCGCCCCAUUCCUAGAGAGCGAUUUUGGCCUUGACUCAGACCUGAACGUCAACAGAGUCCUCGACCUGAUGGUGGUGCAAUGGUGAGGAAGGGGGCGUAGUGUGUGUCUGUAUGUGCGUAUGGCUAAUUGGAUGCAUGAUUGGAAAUUAACCACCUUUCAAAUCGUGUACCCUCGAGAGAAGACGUCCUCAUCUUUUCAUUCGUUCCUCUGUUUUUGCAUCCAUUCAACUCUGUCAACUGAUGUGACCAAACAGAUCUGACUGGUGUUGACUGCUAACCUCUACUCCACGCAAUGUCGAGAGAAAGAGGGAAAUGGAAAAAGAGAUGUGCUUUGGUAACUCGUACAGAAAGAUCCACAAAGAGCAUGUGCACAUACGCCACACUUUCACGAUGACUCGUAUUUUUAUAAAAGCUUAAAAAGUGAAAAAAGAAUAUAUUAUACAAAAAAAGUGGGCUUCCCCAUUGAUUUGCCUCUUGCUUCAGUGCCAGACAAACUGUCGGCAUGUGGCAAGUGUGUGGAGCAGCAGGAGCUUCAAACAAUCUGUGUGUAUUUGCAGGGAAGUGUAUGCGCUCCCUGUAUGUGUGAGCACGCUUCUCUUGGCUGCUUUAUCUGCGUGUGUGUGUUUGUGUUGGCGCAUACACGCUUGCCAGCAUGUUCUGUAUCUACAGUCUCAAUGCACCAUAAAGGAGGUGCCUAAAGCAUUCAAAUGCACUUGUUUCUGUUUAUACUGGUGAACAUUUUUCCAUUUAGUAUCGAGUUAUGUUAUGCUUUGUCUGGACUAGUGCAUCAUGGGACUGAUGUUCACCCAAAAGCAUUGGCCCAACAACAGAUCCUCUGAAGAUUUUUGGGCAGAAUAACUCAUGCUACCUUUAGGCACCAAUAUAGUACAAAAUAAUGCUGGUCUGAGGCCAGUAUGCAUCUUCAGCGGGAUUGAAACCACAAAUUAGGUUGGGACCUUAGGAGAAAAUGUGUUUUAAAAAAGCCUAACGUAAUUAAAUCAGAAAAUCUAAAGGCUUUUGAGUUGAUUGAUCAGCCUUCCCAGAAAACACUGUGUAAAGUUAAAGAAGUCAUCUUUCAACCGCUACUCUUUAAAUUUUCUUAAUGGGACCCAUAUAGCAUCGUCUACCAUUGUUGUUUACAGACAUUUGACCUUUUGACUGGCCAUUGCUUUUAUGCAUUUCUCUGGACAAUGCAGUACAUUACUCAGUGCAAUAUGCUUCCAAGAAAGGGCACAGGAAAACAACACAUUUAAAUGUCCAAAGAAAGUGAAACAUGAACUCUUCAUUGUGUCCCAGUCUUAUAUGUAAAAGUGUAUGUGUAAAAAGGACAAUGUGUUUGAUAAUCAAAUAUAUUGCCCUGAGUUCAGUAUGCAGACAGGUGCUGGAGAAUCACAGCAUAUGUGCAGCUGGACUUUGUUCUCAAAUGAAGUUUUUUUAUGUAACCCUUCAAAUCAUAACUAAUGUUUGUAAGCCACAUGACCAACCAAAAACAAACAUAUUAAGUAUUUGAUCUGAUAUAUUUAUUGAGUAAUUUAUUAAAACUCUGUCAACUAUCCAUGUACAAGUCAUUUAGUAAACUUAAAAUAGUGUAAUUAAAGUCUUAAUUGAUUUCC